Agelaius phoeniceus (red-winged blackbird) is the source of this 867-nucleotide messenger RNA. Lineage: Eukaryota; Metazoa; Chordata; Aves; Passeriformes; Icteridae. The record is from RefSeq and is a predicted model, not a curated record.
AUGGAAGUGUUCCAGCAUCAGCUACUCAGUCUUGCUGGGGCUCUGAUCUGUUUCUGUACUCUGAUAAAAUGCAUCAGAUUCAUGUGAGACCUUUUUCCAUAUGUCUGAAGUUCUUUGCCUUAGAUUUUCUUUCAGUCAAUGGGAGAAUGGGCAGUGGUCACAGGAGCAAGAGAUGGGAUUGGAAAAGCAUAUUCCUUUGACCUGGCAAGAAGUGGAUUAACUAUAGUGAUGAUAAGAACUUUUGAAAAACUGAAUUUGGUGAGCAUUUUUAAAGAGCUGGCCACAGAUCAAAAGGUGAAGGUUAUACAAGCUGAUUUCACUAAAAAUUCAGUGUACAAGAACAUUGAAAAAGAUCUGAAGGACUUGGAUACUGCUGUUCUGGAUCACAAUGUUGGAAUGCUUCAUAAUCCUCUUCCAUGCCAUUUCCUUAAUGGGCCAAACAUAGAAGAGGACCUUGUCAACUGCAAUAUUAUUUCUGUUCCAGGGAGAUUUCCAGCAGAAUUAAAAUUUUCAAGACAGUUGACAAGAAUUGUUUUGAAACAGAUGCAAGCAAGUCAGAAAGUUCUAAUUUUGAAUCUGUCCUCUGGUUCGAGUACUUUCCCUUGUCCAUUAUAUACAAUGUACUCAGCUACUAAGGCUUUUAUUAUUCUACAACCACUGCAAGCAGAGUAUAAGGCAAAGGUAAAUAUCAUACAGAUAGUGAUUCCUUAUGGUGUUUCUGCUCCAAUGACAAUGUACCAAAACCCUAGUGUUAUUACAAAGACAGAAGAAGAGUUUCUUAGUGAAUCACUGGAGUAUGUCACCUUUGGAGAUGAGAUUUUUGGAUGUUUCACCCGUGAAAUUUUGAUUGAAUUUUGUUGUGUGUAA